Messenger RNA from Gastrolobium bilobum, 672 nucleotides. RefSeq lists its product as uncharacterized. Bases 125 to 502 code for a protein of 125 amino acids. NCBI's taxonomy places the organism in Eukaryota, Viridiplantae, Streptophyta, Magnoliopsida, Fabales, Fabaceae. The transcript has a single exon. The record is from RefSeq and is a predicted model, not a curated record.
CACCACAAUCCAGAAGAAGCAAAAAAGCCGUCCAGUCCACAGCGACGCGUUUUGGACUUUGGACAAGUCUCUCUGCCCCCUCCAUGCACAAAACAAGUUCCUCACAGAAAGCUCCACAACAACAAUGGCUUCCAUCUAUUGCUGUAUGGAAUGCGGCACCAAUCUGAAUCUCAACUCUGCGUAUGCAUAUCCAGCCGAUUUCUACUUCGAGGCCGGGAACAAGGGUACAGUUUCGUUCUCUGCUGUGGACACCACCAAGUUCAGGUUCGAGAAAGAGGACAAGAUCCGUCCUUUCUUUGAGACCCUCAACUACUGGGGAAUUCAGAGGAAGAGGACUAAGAUCAUAUGCAAUAGCUGUGGCCGUCUCGUUGGUUAUGUCUAUGAUGAUGGUCCUCCUCUUACCAAUAGUCCUGGUCAAUUUCACAUGGGACCUAGCCAAGUUAUCCCCAGAGCACCCAGAUAUAGGUUCAAGACCAAAACCCUUCGAAUCACAUCAAGUUGAACACUUUUCCAUCUCUCCUUAAUUGGGUUUUGCCUGCUCUGUGUUUUCCAUAUGCCCCUUGUGCGAAUUUUAAUUUUUUCUUUUUCUUUCAUUGGCAUGUUGAUAGACAUACAGAUUGUAGCUUGUGUAAUAUUUCACACUUUUCUUUGAAAUAAAGUUGUUACUUUUCU